GUGAUCCACAAGUCACCCGCACGUUGUGGGUUCGAAAUGCAUAUAUGAUUUUUCUACAAAGUUUGCAGUAUCUUCAAAUGCAAAUAAGGUUGCUACCUUUUCCAUUUGGAUUCGUUCGAGGCACGAAGUAACUUCUCUAUAAUUGCUUGACCACAAUCAAUCAUGGAGCAAACUCGACUCCUUGACAAAACUCUGUUAUCCUUCACGUACGAUCUGCUCCGUUCUAAGACGGACCAGGAAAUUGUGACAAACUUCUCAUGGGUCAUGGCAGGCUCGAUUUUAAUCACGAUUUCGUGGAAUUUGGUUGGAACCGUGGCGUAUGGAAAGGCCGCAGUUUCGACGAGCAGUAAAGAGGGAUCGAAAUCUCAGAAUUUUUGGGAGUAUCCGAUCAGUUCGAGGUUCACUUGGAGGUUUGGCUUCCUUCCAACGGUAAUCGUGCCCUGGGUGGUCAUUCUCUUCACGCCGACGCCAUAUCUUUUCAACGUUACAAAUCUUGCUGGACUGAUGAUCUACUAUCUUCAUUAUUUUAAUCGGUCGGUAAUCUACCCUUCCCAAAUAUCUGACCAUGCAACUCCUUCUCCAGUCUGGUUUUUCGUGAGUAUGCUGACCCUCACCACGGGACACACAUUCGUCCAGGCCCAUCAUCUCGCAAACGUACAAAAGCCUCUUGGCGUAUCCUCCCUGACUUUUGUCGCAAUUGGAAUAAGCAUCCUGGGGGCUUGGCUGAAUGCCCGGCAUGACUGGAUUCUGACGAAACUUCGGGCCAGAGGAAAAGGUUACCAAAUUCCGGAGGGGUCGCUCUUUGAAUACGUUUCGUGUCCGAAUUACUUUGGGGAGUGUUUGGAGUGGUGGGGCUUCGCAUUGGUGACGGGUGGGGGACGUCCUCAGGUGAUGUUUGCCAUCUUCUCCACCGUGUUCCUGGUUCUCCGAGCGAGAUUUACGCACAAGUGGUACCACGCCAAGUUUGGUGCCAAGUACCCACGUGAGAGGAAAGCUAUCAUUCCCUUCGUGUAUUGAAUAAAUAUAUAUGAGGUAUUAUUAGGUUCACGAAUAUAUAUAUAUGAAUACUUUUCCAAAAUGUAAUGUACAACCGCAGAAUAAAAUUUUUUGUGUAUGCAAACCAUUUACAUGAAAACCUUAA
Molecule: messenger RNA, 1141 nt
Organism: Folsomia candida
Lineage: Eukaryota; Metazoa; Arthropoda; Collembola; Entomobryomorpha; Isotomidae
Product: steroid 5-alpha-reductase DET2
Exons: 4
Coding region: 163-1017 (284 amino acids)
Biological process (GO): lipid metabolic process
Molecular function (GO): oxidoreductase activity, acting on the CH-CH group of donors
Source: RefSeq, a predicted model, not a curated record